Molecule: messenger RNA, 1665 nt
Organism: Boeremia exigua
Lineage: Eukaryota; Fungi; Ascomycota; Dothideomycetes; Pleosporales; Didymellaceae
Product: amino acid/polyamine transporter I
Exons: 4
Coding region: 1-1665 (554 amino acids)
Biological process (GO): amino acid transport; transmembrane transport
Cellular component (GO): membrane
Molecular function (GO): transmembrane transporter activity
Source: RefSeq, a predicted model, not a curated record
AUGGCUACUCCCGUCUACGCCUAUGGCACGCAGUCAGAUGCUUAUGCCGCCGAGAAUGACGUUGUCCCUCGCGCUUCCGAGAAGGGGAGGAAGGUCAGCCUUGGCAAGGCGCCGUCCGAGGGUGCUCUGAACGACUCUGAUGAUGUUCUCGCCGCCAUGGGCUACAAGUCCGAACUUGUGCGCUCCAGGUCGACCCUCCAGGUUGCCUUUAUGUCCUUUGUUCUCGCCUCGAUUCCCUACGGACUGGCUACGACGCUUUACUACCCUGUGGUUAACGGUGGCCCCGUUACCAUUAUUUGGGGAUGGCUCGCUGUCUCUCUGAUCAUCCUCUGCGUUGCAGCUUCCCUAGGAGAAAUUACCAGUGUCUACCCUACCAGCGGCGGUGUUUACUACCAGACUUUCAUGUUGGCUGCUCCCUCUUACCGGAAGAUCGCCUCGUGGAUUUGUGGAUGGUGCUUCGUCGUUGGUAACAUAACGAUUACUCUUUCCGUCAACUUUGCUACUGCUCUCUUCUACGUGGCAUGUAUCAACGUCUUCACCGACGCAGAUGGAAAUGGCAUCUUUGCAGGCACAACGUGGCAGGUCUACCUGCUCUUCCUUGCCGUUACCCUUCUGUGUAACAUUGUCUGUGUCACCUCCAACAAGUGGCUCCCAUGGCUUGAUACCUUUGCCAUCUUUUGGACUCUUGCCGGUGUCCUCGCCAUUGUUGUGUGCGUGCUUGCCAUUGCGAAGAACGGUCGCCACAGCGCCGAUUACGUUUUCACCACCCUCGACACCUCCAACUCCGGAUGGAUCCCUGGAUGGUCGUUCAUGGUCGGACUUCUCCACGCAGCCUACGCAACCUCCUCGACCGGAAUGAUUGUCUCUAUGUGCGAAGAGGUCCGUCACCCUGCGACCCAGGUUCCUAAGGCCAUGGUCGGCACCAUCAUCCUAAACACCAUCUGUGGCCUCAUCUUCCUCAUCCCCCUUGUUUUCGUCAUGCCCGAUCAGGCUUACCUAGCUGGCCUCCUAUCUGGUCAGCCGACCCCCGCCAUCAUCGUAGAUGCUAUAGGCUCUCCGGGUGGCGCCAUCGGGUUGCUGCUGCCGCUCAUGGUCCUUGGACUGUUCUGCGGUAUCGGCUGCACAACUGCCUCGUCCCGCGCCAUCUACGCCUUCGCUCGCGAUGGCGGUAUCCCCGGCUACAAGAUGUGGAGAGUUGUCAACGCCAAGUUCGAUGUUCCAGUCAACGCUAUGAUGAUGAGCAUGGUUGUUCAGCUUGCGCUUGGUCUUAUCUACUUUGGUGCCGCCGCUGCAUUCAACGCCUUUUCCGGCGUGGGUGUGAUUUGCCUAACACUCAGCUACGCUGCACCAAUCUUGUGCUCCGUGCUUGGUGGUCGCAAGCAGGUUGUUGAGGGACAGUUCUACCUCGGCAAACUGGGCAUGUUCUGCAAUGUUGUUGCUAUUGCCUGGUCCGCACUUGCGACUCCCCUCUUCUGCAUGCCAACCUACCUCCCUGUCACUCCUGUCUCGAUGAACUACGCCUCCGUCGUCCUGGCUGCCGUCAUUCUCCUCUCAACUGUCUGGUACUUUGUCUGGGGAAAGGCCAACUACGAAGGUCCCCCAACUCACGAGGAUGCUGUUCUCGAGGCCAGGAGAGCCAGCUUUGUCAGUACCCGAAGCAAAUAA